Molecule: messenger RNA, 1741 nt
Organism: Olea europaea var. sylvestris
Lineage: Eukaryota; Viridiplantae; Streptophyta; Magnoliopsida; Lamiales; Oleaceae
Exons: 2
Coding region: 991-1668 (225 amino acids)
Biological process (GO): root development; shoot system development
Source: RefSeq, a predicted model, not a curated record
CAAGACUUCUUCUUUUAUCUCAUUUUUGGACUUUGCAUAACAUUGAGAGAAAGAAUAGAGAGGUAACCAAGUGGGAGCAUUCUAUAUCUACGGCGAAAUUCUUGGUGACUUUCGGUGGAUUUUUUCCCGGUAUAUUCAUUGUCAUUCCCGUGGACGAUGGUGUAUGAUCCAGUGUGGCACAAAUCUGAGCUCAAAAUCAUAGGAGACUGCAUUGGUGGUGUUGAAGAAGCUUUGGGUCGUUUGGUUCGAUUUUACACUUUGAGAAUUUACAUUUUCUGCAUUGUAGUUGUAAUAAUAUUUUGUAUACUACACUUUAAACUCUACAAAAACACUGACAAUUAAUUUAACCAUAUGAAUAAGUUAAACAGUAAAGUUAGAAACAUCAUGAACUGAAAUUAUUAUUAGAAAAAAUGUGCUGGAUUAUAUUAAAAAAUGACAAUGUCAUAAAGGAAGGCCAAGGAACUGUAUUAUCCAGUGAUAAGCUGUCAAGAUUCUGUUUGUUCUAAUUAUCAUUGACUAACAGGGGCUAAGAUAGUUUUCCAAUAGCAGUGCACAGGAAUUAUAAGUUAUUUUUACUCAAUUUGGAUGAUUAUAUGAUCCUGUUUGUUCCUAAUCAGGUUAUGUGUACUCGUGCAUUCGAAUAAUAUUAAAUCAACUUCAUUUCUGUCAAGAUUCCUUAUGCUUCAAGAAAAGUAGUGUAUCAUGUCACUGAGAUCCAAUUUUUCCGCUUCAAACGUUGGCAUUAUGUGUUAACAACAAAAUAUGCAAAGCUUGUCCCCUUUCUGUCUCACAUUGAGCAUGAAACUAGUGUGCAAUAAUAUUUAUUUCAGUUUCCAUUGGUGAUGAGACAUGGGAUGUGCAACAUAUUCUUUCUGUUUCCAUUUAUUCAUCUCUCUAUAUAUAGAUGGUGCCAAAUGCAGGUCUUAAACAUCUUCCCCUCAAAACUCAAUUUCAAAACGUCUUUAAAACCGUUCAUUUCAUUAAAGAAAGAUGGUUUUCCAUGUUAGAUCAAACAGUUUUCCAUCUAAAUCUCAUCCAGAAAUAGCGAAUGUUGAAGACCAUAUCUGCAGUCUUCCAUCUGUCAGGAGAACCCUCAUCGAUCAGGCCAAUGAGCUGCUUGAUGGAUCUCUGGAGCUUGUUGACAUAUGUGGAAUUGCUCGAGAUGUUAUAUUAUUGAUGAAGGAAUCUGUUGAAGAACUGGAAUCAUCUUUGAGAAGAAAUAGAGGUAUUGAUACAUAUAUGAAUUCAAGGAAAAAAAUAGAGAAAAUGGUUAAAAAAUCCAUAAAAAAUCUGAAGACAUUUGACCAAUGUUCUACAGUAUUCUUAAACAAAGAUAGCAAUCUUGCAAGCAUGCUAAAAGAAGCACAGACUUUUGGCUUCUCUGUCCUCAAGUCUGCAUUGACAGUUUUUGCAUCAAAACAAAAAGCCUGGUCACUGGUUUCCAAGUUCAGUCGGUCAAGCUGCGUACAUUCACAGACACAAGAAAAAUUGUAUGCCUUGAACAUCGACAAGUUGAGAAAAGACAUGGACACGUUAUCUGUGCAAAAUGUCAUAAAGCAGUUAAAAGAAUCAGAAAUGAUCCUCCAGGAACUUGAAGAGAAUUUGGAAGCCUUCUUUAGGAGUUUAGUUAAAACUAGAGUUUCUCUUCUUAAUGUCCUCAACCAUUAGGCUUUUGUAAUCAGGCUCAUAUACUUGUAAAUCAUUGUCAAUAUAUAUAUUUAUAUUACAAUCAAUAUUUGAA